Molecule: messenger RNA, 1107 nt
Organism: Lodderomyces theae
Lineage: Eukaryota; Fungi; Ascomycota; Pichiomycetes; Serinales; Debaryomycetaceae
Product: exosome non-catalytic core subunit
Exons: 1
Coding region: 1-1107 (368 amino acids)
Biological process (GO): U1 snRNA 3'-end processing; U4 snRNA 3'-end processing; nuclear mRNA surveillance
Cellular component (GO): cytoplasmic exosome (RNase complex); nuclear exosome (RNase complex)
Source: RefSeq, a predicted model, not a curated record
AUGGUUGAAUUGAAACAAGUGUCAUUUACACCAGAUGUAUUAGCAAGAGUAGCUCCAGACGUCUCUCUACAACGUCAUCUAUCGAUUGGAAUUAGGCCCAAUUUACGAAACUUUACCGAGUUCAAAGCAGUUGAAUUUGGCAACGGUUUACAAUUACAACGUCAUGAAAACAACGUAUUUGCUUCAUCUAUCGUGAAAAGUGGAUCUACUACUGUUAUCACUACAAUUAGUUUGGGAAUUGUUGAAGAUUUAGGCAACAGACAUAACCAACGCACUCAACAUUUUGCCAGUGUUUACCCCCAAGUUGAAAUACUUCGUGGUAGAUCUGGUGCUCCAACUGAUGAAGAAAUGAUUAUAAGCCAAGAUUUGUUUGAAACUUUUGGACAUUGCAAAAUUAUACCCCAAGAGAGUUUAAAUAUUGACAAUAUCGGUAUCUUGAUCAAAGACGAAGAGACUGGCAAGGAGGAGAUUUUGUAUCCUGAUUUGAAUGAAUCACAAUGGCAGUAUGUGAAUUUGUCAAGCAUGCAUAACAAGCCAUUCCAAUUUGUUUUGUUGGCUAGUACAAAAGUAUACCUGAGAGAAGUCUCAACAAACUCUAUAUUUGACUUGUGUUUUGCUUCGAUAUUGAAAGCAUUAAAAGAUUUGAAAUUACCCAGAUGCUAUGUCAAUGAUUCGAUAACCACUAAAAUCUCGAUCAGGUCUAGAAAAUCCAAUGCAAGAGGCUUGGUGGAUACAAGUACGGGUGUUUUGAACUUGGAUUUGAGACAGGGUUCACAGUACAAGUUAGAAUUGAAUGCGAAGCCAGAUACGAUUUCAAGUAACUUUGGCGUGAUUAAACUAGAGAAGAGGAAUAAAUCAGAAGGAGAAGAACAUGAACAGGAACAAGAUGGUGACAUCUUUGUGGAUAGCAACGAAGAAGACGAACCUAUUUUGUUGACCGAUUUAGAAGGUGAAGCUGAAGAGUCAACUAUAUUGUCAAGAAUAUCAGUCGUUAAUAACUCAGACUCGAUAAAUAAGAUAAGUUUGGUCAGUAAUGGUGAUAUUACUUUGGAAACACUUAGGCGAGCACUUGAGAUAUCGAAGCAAAGGGCCAGCAUGUACUCUUGA